Messenger RNA from Trematosphaeria pertusa, 2807 nucleotides. RefSeq lists its product as uncharacterized. Gene Ontology annotation, cellular component: mRNA cleavage and polyadenylation specificity factor complex. The record is from RefSeq and is a predicted model, not a curated record. The coding region runs from base 233 to 2500 and encodes 755 amino acids. Lineage: Eukaryota; Fungi; Ascomycota; Dothideomycetes; Pleosporales; Trematosphaeriaceae. The transcript is spliced from 6 exons.
ACCACCUGCAUCGCCGUAGACUCACCACAUUGAUUGCGCGCUUCCCUUCUCACACUCCUUCCUCUUCUUACUCGCUUCGGAAAUUUGCUGGGGAUGCGGUUGGCCUCGGCGGGCGGUGUUUGGGCUUUGUCGCGCUCUCCAGUUUGACAUCACAGCGCGUGUGCACAAGCAACCUCUCAGCGUCAAAGGAACAAAGCUCCCCUCUACUUGCACUGCACUCUCUCGCGCAACCAUGACUUCUGCCGCGCAGCUGAGCCAGCUGGAGUCGGCGCGCUCGCUGGCGCUGGGCGACGGUAGAUACUAUCCAACAAUCAUCCCCGGCGUCCUUCCCAUCAUCAAUCCACAUGCGAGCCUCGAGGUACGCCGGUGGGGGGCAGAUUUCCUCGCCGAAACGUUUGCCGCGCCUACAUGGCCGCCAGACACAAAGGAAACGGUCGCCUUGACGGUCCUGGAGACGCUGAAGGAGUAUCUCGAGGUGGUGCAGGACAGCGGCGUCGUCAGGAGCGCCAUCCAGGCGGCAGCAAGCAUCUACCCGUUAGUUUACAGACACAUUAUCGCGGACCCCAACGAUAGCGGCCACUGGGAGCUCAUGGUCGCCAUCAAAUCGAACAUACUGCGGCGGAUGGACUCGGCCCUUCCAGGCGUGCGAAUAUGCUGCAUCAAGUUCGUUCAGCAGGUGGUGCUGGUACAGACGCCCGGCACCGUGGAUCCCAGGCGGCCUGACCACAGCGAUAUCUCCCUCGCCCUCGUGCCGCGCGAACACCCGCUUAUACCGUAUGCGAAUCUCGAGGCGGAAGGCCACGGCCUACUCGACCGGCUGUUGGACAUCAUACAUGGGGAUCACAGUGAUGCAUUGCUGGUCACGGCUGUGCUCAACAGCUUGGGCAUGCUGAUACAGCGCCGGCCGAUUGUCGCGAACAAGAUACUGUCGAGCGUCCUCAACUUCAAUCCGCUCAAGCUCGCAAACUCGCCCAUGACACCGAAGAACAGGGUUAUCAUGAAGUCGAUCGAGCGAACCACCCGAGCUUUGCUUAUUAACGUUUUGAAGAGGAACCCCGAAAAUCCGAUUAAUGGGCGCAUACAGCAAUAUCUAGAGCGCAUACAUCGCAUGCGCCUUGAUGUGUUCGACGAGUCGAACCGCAAGAGACCGGCUCCUGCCGAGCCAACUGACGGGCUGGACUCUGCGAAACGGCAGCGCUUGGGGGCUACCGUGCCUAAUAAUGCCACCGCUUCUGUCCCCGCCCUGCCACCCGGUCCAGUGAGCUAUCGGCAACUUUUUACUCUGGAUCCGAACGGCGACACAGCAGGUUUGGACGUGCAAAUAUUCAGGGAUCCAGAGCAGCUUCAAAGGAUACUUGUGCCUGUCCUGCAGUCUAUUGACGAGACGAAGCUGGCCAAUGCUAUCAAUAUUGUUCGCUCUCGCUACUUGGGUCUCGUCCAAGCUACUAGAACCGCCCCUACGCCGGUAGCCCCCGCUAUCGAUGAAGAAGAGGAAUACGAGCCGGACUUUGAGCCCGAAGAUGCCGAACAAGCUGUGAACAGGCUCGAUAGCCUUCCGCCGACUGACCUCCCUCCCACCCCAUCGGCGCCUCUAGUGCCAUAUAAGCUUCCCGAAGCACCCCCGCUCACAGAACAGGAGGUUCACAAAUAUGGCGAUAUGACGGUCCGCCGCGCAAUCGGCAUGCUCAGCGGAAUCGACGAGAAAGAGAAGAGCAAAGGUGCUAAGGGCGGUUUCAACAGGCUUGCUGCAAGCGACUACGGAAGAGACGCUUGGGUUACUAUCCUGUCGCGGCUGGCUACGCGUGCCAGUGCCGGCCUUGAGGACCCCAAUGAGGGAAUCAAAGAUGAGUAUGCCGUAAAACAUGGUAAGGGCAGUCCGUCCAUCAGCGACGCGGUGAGAGACGGACUGUAUCAGUACAUCUUGUACGACUGGAAGAAGCGCAUCGACGUCGCAAUAUCCUGGUUGAACGAGGAAUGGUACAACGACACAAUCCUUGCACAAGAGGCGAAGAAAGCCGCCAAGGCCAACAGCAUCAACGGAAAUGUGGGAUCUGCGGUGUCCGAAGCACCAAAGGGGCAUUACCAUCGCUGCACGCUCCGCCUACUGGAUGGCAUCCUUCCCUACGUCGAACAUACAGACAAAGUUCUGCUCCGCCUCCUUUCCGAGAUACCGGCUCUCGACCACGAGAUCCUGCGCCGCGUCAGGAAGAUGGCGGAGGAUCCAGAGCGUAUUGAGCUGGCCUGCAUGGUGCUCCACUACCUGUACCUAUUCCGCCCACCAGCAAGAGACGUUGUAGUAGACGUCUUGACGGAGAUCUGGAGGACCAACGACCGGGCGAAACCGAGCGCAAGGAAGCAUUUGAUGCGGUGGAAGCCGGAAGUCCUCCGGGAAGAAGAAGCGAACGGGAUGGUGGGAGACGGUGGCGCGGUCAAGAAAGAAGGAGAGACUCAGUUGGAAAAAGAAAGCGCGAACGGUGCGCUUGAAGUGAAGGCUGCUUAGUGAGCGUCUUACGUUCUGGCGGCCAGUGCUCGGUUCCAAGGUUCUAUUCAAGAUGUGUACAGUUUCUGGAAGGCUUCCGUGGUUAUGCAUUCAUGGGUAAGGUAGGGGCGAUUGCGCAAGCGGAUACGUCUUCAGUGUUUCUCUGGUGUCUUGACAUACCGCCGAGCGAAGACGACUCUGUUUAUAGCACAGUACAGUCUGCGGAGCGGGGAGCCAGCUUCCACCAUCAGAAAAUCAAGCAGAGAAAUUCGCGAUCACAAAUAUUCCUGACCUCUCGCAGUUUGUGCGAAUUUUUGUUCCAUUGCUC